This is a messenger RNA of Helobdella robusta, 435 nucleotides long. RefSeq lists its product as hypothetical. Gene Ontology annotation, cellular component: mitochondrion. NCBI's taxonomy places the organism in Eukaryota, Metazoa, Annelida, Clitellata, Rhynchobdellida, Glossiphoniidae. The transcript has 2 exons. The annotation marks the transcript as partial. The record is from RefSeq and is a predicted model, not a curated record.
AAUAAAAAUGGUGUUUCAUCAAACGACCAGAAUGGGGCAUCAAAAACUCCAACUGAACCAGUCGACCAGAAAGUUGUGAAGGAAGGAAUAUUUACAAGGUUCAAGAACACAUACAAACAACAUGGAAAGAUUUUCAUUGGCGUUCAUCUAGUGACAUCUGCAAUGUGGACUGGAAUGUUUUACUAUGCUGUAGUCAGUGGUGUUGAUGUUGUGGCAAUGCUCGAUUGGCUAGGAGUAAGUCAAACAGUGAUUGACAAGUUGAAGUCUCCAUCGCUGGGAUACAUAGCAGCCACAUACCUCCUUUACAAACUGGCCACACCCCUAAGGUACACUGUGACAAUUGUGGGCACAAGAUGGGUGGUAAAGUACCUGCAGAAGAGUGGCAAAAUGCCCGCAACCCCGGAAGAAAAUAAGAUCAGCUCCCUUCUCAAAGAA